GUUAUGGCAGCCCUUGAUCAAAAGUCACCCAACGUCCUUUUGCAGAGUCUUUGCUGUAGGAUCACAGGCAAGAGUGAAGCUGAUGUCGCUCAUCAAUUCCAGUAUGCGGUGAGAGUAAUCGGUAGUAACUACGCUCCCACCAUCGAACGAGACGAGUUUCUGGUCUCUGAGAAGAUCAAGAAAGAACUGUUGAAGCAGAGGAGAGAAGCAGAUGCAGCCCUGUUCUCAGAGCUCCACAGAAAGCUGCAGACACAGGGGGUGUUGAAACACAGGUGGUCUAUAUUAUAUCUGCUCCUUAGUCUCUGUGAGGACCCCAGGAAGCCAUCCGGUCGAGUGGGCAACUAUAGUGCCCUGUUUGCCCAGGCGCUGCCACGCGAUGCCCACUCCACCCCUUUCUACUGUGCCCGUCCCCAGAGCCUGCCCCUCAGCUACCCGGAGCGGGCGGCGGUCGCUCACAACUCGACCAGUAUGGGCACAAGUGGAGUCAGCAGCCUAGGCAUGUACUCAAUCAAUGGGCCUACACCACCUCCUCAGUCUCUUCUGGCAGGACAUCCAGCCCAGCCGGCGGGGGACCCUCUCCGGGGGUCCCGUCUGGCCUGGGCCCUGCCUCUGACCGGUUCUCCCUCAGCUUCAGCUCCUACCUCAAGGGCACCUGUCGCCCCCUCAGGCCCCGCCCCCAGGCCCAUCCACAGGCAGCGACGGGACGGAGACGGCAGUGCGGAAAUCAGCGAAGCGGCACUCGUCAGAGACAUUUUAUACGUCUUCCAGGGAAUCGACGGCAAGUUUAUUAAGAUGUCCGCCCCGGAGAACUGCUACAAAAUUGACUCAAAGGUGCCAUUGUGUAAGUCUCUGUGUGACACCAGUAGCCGGUUAGCAGAACUGGGCUGGCUCCAUAAUAAAGUGAGAAAGUACACGGACUCCCGCAGUCUGGAUCGGGCGUUUGGGCUGGUGGGCCAGAGUUUCUGUGCCUCUCUUCAUCAGGAACUGAAGGAAUAUUAUAGACUGCUCUCAGUGUUACACUCGCAGCUGCAGGUAGAGGAUGAUCAGGGUGUUAACAUCGGAGGGGACAGUAACCUCACUCUGAGACGACUGCUUGUGUGGACCUAUGACCCAAAAGUCCGACUCAAAACCCUGGCGGCUCUGGUGGACUACUGCCAAGGGAGGAAAGGAGGGGAGUUGGCCUCGGCUGUUCACGCCUACGGGAAGACAGGAGACCCUCAUAUGAGAGCUUUGGUGCAACACAUCCUGAGUUUGGUGUCCCACCCCAUCCUAAACUUUCUCUACCGCUGGAUUUACGACGGAGAAUUAGAGGACACCUACCACGAGUUUUUUGUAGCCUCAGACCCUACAGUAAAGACAGACCGGUUGUGGCACGAUAAAUACUCCCUGAGAAAAUCCAUGAUUCCGUCCUUCAUCACCAUGGACCAGGCCAGAAAGGUUCUUCUCAUCGGCAAAUCCAUCAACUUCCUGCACCAGGUUUGCCACGAUCGAACGCCGCCGGGGAAAAUCAUGCCCGCCUCCAAGUCGGCCGACUCCCUUAAGGACGCUGUGGAGCUGUUUACAGAUCUGGAGGGGGCAUUCCAGGAGAAGAUAGACGCUGCGUACUUUGAGACCAGUAAAUAUCUGUUGGACGUGCUGAACAAGAACUACCUUCUCCUGGAGCACCUGCAGGCCAUGAGGAGGUACCUACUACUGGGACAGGGAGACUUCAUCCGCCACCUUAUGGACCUACUCAAACCAGAGCUGGCCAGGCCAGCCACGACCUUGUACCAGCACAACCUGACUGGCAUUCUGGAGACCGCGGUCAGGGCCACCAACGCCCAGUUUGACAGCCCAGAGAUCCUGAAGAGACUGGACGUCCGCUUACUGGAGGUGUCUCCAGGUGACACGGGUUGGGACGUCUUCAGUCUGGAUUACCAUGUGGAGGGGCCUAUUGCCACGGUGUUUACGCGCGAGUGCAUGGCACAGUACCUGCGGGUCUUUAACUUCCUGUGGAGAGCCAAACGUAUGGAGUACACGCUCACUGACAUCUGGAAGAGCCAGAUGUGCAACGCCAAGCUGCUCAAGAGCAUGCCAGAGCUGUCCGGAGUGCUGCAUCAGUGUCACAUCCUGGCCUCAGAAAUGGUCCAUUUCAUUCAUCAGAUGCAGUAUUACAUCACAUUUGAGGUUCUGGAAUGUUCCUGGGAUGAGCUGUGGAACAAAGUCCAACGGGCUCAGGAUCUGGACCACAUUAUCGCAGCCCACGACGUCUUCCUGGAUACAGUCAUCUCCCGCUGUCUACUGGAUACAAACAACAGGUCUCUGUUGAACCAGCUGCGAGCGGUCUUUGACCAGAUCAUUGAGUUCCAGAACGCUCAAGAGGCCCUGUACCGCUCUGCUCUGGAGGAACUGCAGCUCAGACUGCAGUUUGAGGACAAGAAGAGACAAAGACAGGAAGAGGGAGAAUGGGGGGUGACAGCUGAACAGGAAGCAGAGGAGAACAAACGAGUGCAGGAGUUCAAGGACACGAUACCAAAAAUGUGCUCUCAGCUUCGAUUACUGACGCAUUUCUACCAGGGGAUAGUCCAGGAGUUCUUGCGUCUGCUGAUGACCAGCCCUGACGAGAGCCUGCAGUUCCUCAGCUUCCGUCUGGAUUUCAACGAGCACUACAAGGCCAGAGACCCCCGCCUGCGGGCCUCACUGGGAGCCACAAGAGGGCGCCGUAGCUCCAACAUUUGACCCGGCUCAGCUGUGGUUACAGGGUUUGGUCUGGAACGCUGCUGGCCAAGAGGGCUACUUUUAACUCUUUUCAAUCUAGGGAUGA
Molecule: messenger RNA, 2803 nt
Organism: Chanos chanos (milkfish)
Lineage: Eukaryota; Metazoa; Chordata; Actinopteri; Gonorynchiformes; Chanidae
Gene: tubgcp3
Product: tubulin gamma complex component 3
Exons: 22
Coding region: 4-2718 (904 amino acids)
Biological process (GO): spindle assembly; cytoplasmic microtubule organization; mitotic cell cycle
Cellular component (GO): microtubule organizing center; gamma-tubulin complex; spindle pole
Molecular function (GO): gamma-tubulin binding; microtubule minus-end binding
Source: RefSeq, a predicted model, not a curated record